AGUUGGCGGCAUUUUACUUUUAUAGUGAUAACGAGACUACAUUUAAAUUUAAUUGCGCUUUUUAUCUUCUAUGUAAAAAAAUGGAUGCGAAAACGAUAUUCAGUAAAAUAAUAAAAUUUGGACAAAAUAACAGUGAACGUGAAGAAUUAUACAAAUUCUGCAAAUUGAAACUUGAACAGGUGUUUGAUGAAAUUCCUCGUAGAAUACAACACAACGAUGGUGCUAACUUGUUGGAUUGUAUCUUCAAUGGUUUACCAGAUAAUACAUGCAAAAUCAAAAUUAAGGUAAUUGAUAUUGUACUACAAACAAUGAGAAAAGAAUCAACGUCUCUCACUCACUGUGGUGAUGUGAUAAGUAGACUCUGCUUAGAAUUGCCAAGAUUGCCGUUAGAACACUUGGUGAGGUGGAGCAGUGAUAGUGUACAAUCAAUAGUAGAUGAUAGUGAUGUUAAUAUGAUUUGGAGAGACAUAUUACCAGAAUGCCUAAAUGCUAUAUCAUUACACGACAAUGUAAAACAUUGUGGUUCUGAAUUGUCAGGAGUUGAAUUUAAAGUGCAGUGUGUCCACACAUUGUGUCAAUGUCGAUGGACCGAGAAACAGUUGGUACAGUUGACGGCUAUGUUUAAAGACAUUCAACUGCUCCACGCAGAUCACAGACAAGUUGUAAACAAGAUCUGUUCAUAUAUGGUGGACAUAUCACCUGAUGCCCUGCCUCCCCUUGUCCAUCAACUGCUCAAAUUGUGUAAGUUAUAUAAUGUAGAAGUAGUUCUUGCUCACUUGAGUCAUUACUUUAAUGUAAGACUCUACAGCAAGCUGGAGCCUCCGCCUCAAGACUCAGAGUCUACCACAAUGGAUGUUGAUGACAUAGUUCAACACAGCCCCGCAGAGAUGAGUAGAUGUUUGUCUACAUGUUUGUACCAUAUAUCACAGGGAGCGGCUGAACCGGAACUCAUUCGCAAACAUAUAAAACAGUGGCCAAAAACCCAACUGUUAAGGACACCAUUCCUCAUCGACCUUUCUUUAGCUGUCUCGGACAAGGGAGCGGAUUUCAGAUCAGUAUGUUUGGAUGUAAUAAAGUCGGCAAUAGAGUUUCGUAUAUUGGACGAGCUAAGAAGCAAGGAGUCUGCGUGGGUACGCUCUGUAUUGCCGCCGGAUGUUGAUAUUGUUAGCGUGCUUAAAGUUCUUACUACUGAAAGUGCUAAUCACAGACAAUUAACGGUGGUGGGUCUCAUCAACCUAGCCUUCAGCUUGCUCUCCGUAUCCCGCUUAAAGCCAACGGCCCAAGCGUGUUGGUCACACGGGAAGCUGAUAUUGGUGCGGCUUUGUAAGGCUCAGCCCGAGACCGCUGGGCACAUACUCAGUCAGCUCGCGGAUAAAAUAUUUGGAGACUACUCCCAACAUCAGUAUACAGACUGCCUGCACCUGCUGUGCAAGCUGACGCCGGCGGCGGUGGAGCGCAGCGCGCAGCUGGCGGGCGCGCUGGAGAGCUGCGGCGCGGGCGGCGCGGGCGGCGAGCGCGUGUACGGCGCCGUGCGGCCGCUGCUCGCCUACAGCGCGCGCGUGCGCGACGCGCUCGUCAUGGUGUGCCGCAAGGGGCUCUACUCCCGGGAUUCCAGCUACCGCUGCUUAGCCCUCUUCGGCUUCUUGACCGUGCUAAGACACAUGAAGUUAUCAAGAGAACUCUCAUCGAGUCAGAGCGGCACGAGCGAUCAGUUCAGCUCGCACUCCUACCUCACCCAGCUCACUGUGGACAUGCACGCCACGAGUCAGGGCGCUGCGAUAACGUCUCGAGUUCGCAACGAAACGAUAUGCUUGGAGGUACUCUCGAUUCUACGUCGUUGUCUCGUACAAGAUGCUGCCGUUAAACAAUUAUUAUACACUGAUAUGUACGAAUGUACCAAAGAUAAGCCAGCUCUACACGAGUCGAUCUUGGAACUGUUCUAUGAGCACUUGAUCAAGUAUUUACCUGAUGAGGACGAUGAAACUUCCAUAUUACUCUUCGACAAGUGUGUACAAUUAUCAAGCAUGAGUGCCACACUAACAGAGCCAAUUGGUCGGCUGUUGUACGUGAUAGCGCAGUUCUUACAAGUAGAGGUAGAUGAGUCCGAAGACGUGCUUGGUAGUCAGAGUCAAAAUGGCUCCACGUUUCUUAGGAACAAACUGACAGAUAUUAUGGAAAAACUGUGCAAUAGCGAUCUCUCGGCUGCGAUACAAAUGGAAGACACAAGCCUAAAUGAUCUCACACCAGAGUCUAAAGCAAAAAAUAUUAAAGUACAGCAGACAUUGCAGUGCUAUGAAGCGCUCAUAGCGCAUCGCAUUAUGCAGUGGAACCCCGAGAACUCUAACGCCAACUCCGUGCAUCAUUUGUAUAAGGCUUACAAUCAGCUUUUAGAAAAUACUAAGGGAUCCCCGAAAACAGGUAAAAAGACAAAAUCGCUAAAUGAAACCAAAGAGACGGUGAAAUCACAAAAGACCCAAAAGUCACAGAAGUCACAGAAGGAGAAGGGCAAAUCACCCAAAAAAGUGUCCAACAUGGUCAAAGAUAGGGCCGGACCCUUCAAGCCCCUGCCCUGCCUGUGGGACUUGCAGCUGUGCCUGCGAGUUUUAGAUCUUCUGUACGCGUUUCAAGAUAUGUGUGAUUUCGACGACCACGCUACACUGGCCUGUCUUGAACUCUAUAAGACUUGUCUCAGCCUGUUACUCUCACCGGCUUUCUCGUUGAAGUUAGAUGUCGUCAUGUCUGGCAUAAUUGACAACGACAAACCAGCCACAGCUUGCAUAGCGGAAAUUCUAGAAAAAGUACAUUCAGCAGUGACACACAUAGAAACAGAGGCGGCUGAAGAUGAUCUUGAUAUGGUCAGAAAGAAGAUACUUACGACUCUGAUUCAGAUCGCUAUCUUACUGCUGGAGAUACCAGUCGUACCUUGCAGUCAGCUAAUUGGGGCGACGCUGAGGCUGGAGGAGCUCGUGCGCGGCAGCAAGCAGGCGGAGUGCCUGGGCGCGCUGGGCGCGCUGCUGGGCGCGCAGGGGGAGGGCGCGCUGCUGGGCGACGUGCUGCGCAAGCUCUCCGCCGAGCUCGGCCUCAUCGACGAAGAAGACAGUUCAGCUGACCAAGAAACGAGCAGUUUCCCAACGAUAGACUCCCGCUCCGGUCAUAUGGUUUUGGGCCAAGUGUGCGCUCACCUGAGCAAUCGGUUUAAAAGCACUGAGCACUUGCUUAGCAGGGCGAGAGACCUCACGGCCGCACUGAGCAUCGCCGUUCACUCGCACCAGCAGCGGAUAGACCGCGAAGUCCAAGAGUUGUACAAGUCCAUUGUAAUCCAACUGUGUCAGCUGACGACGUGGACGUCCGAGACGGCCAAGUUACGGUGUUGCAUCGGCGGCGGGAGCGACAAAGUCUUGAACAUUUGCAUGCGCCUGUAUUCGUUGCUGGCGACUUUCAUCAAGCAGCUAGACCCAGCCAUGGUGCAAACCCUCAGACUAGAAAGACUGCUUAAGUUCUCUGGCAAGAAGCUGUCUGCAGUCACGGACGGCCUUAUAACAUACUUGGAAUCGUCGCAGCAGCAGCAGAAGGCUAGCAAAGUGUUGAGGGACACCAAGCUGAUACCGCGACUCGUGCUCGAGGCGGAACAGUUCAGCAAACACGUCAUUCUCCUCGGAACGAAGGCUAAUUUGAACUUUCAACAAUAUUUAUCGUUGGGGACGGCGAGAGAUUUCAAAAUCAAAGCGCCGUUACUGCAAGGUGUUAUCAAUACAGGCGACCAAACGAACGAGAAGGAAGUGGAUGAACAUAUCAACGACGCGGCUACAGAAAUUCUGUCACCAUUGGCAAGUGAUGAAGAACGUAGCAACAGCGGUGAUGAAUGUAAUAACAGUGAUGAGGAACCAUCGAAAAAUAAACGCAAACGAGUUUCAUAAUGUUAUAUUUUUGUAGUAUAUUUUUUGAUGUUUAUAAAAUAAAUAAAAAACAAUGUA
This is a messenger RNA of Nymphalis io (European peacock), 3974 nucleotides long. It is a transcript of the gene FANCI, whose product is annotated as Fanconi anemia group I protein homolog. The record is from RefSeq and is a predicted model, not a curated record. The transcript is spliced from 24 exons. Gene Ontology annotation, molecular function: DNA polymerase binding. Lineage: Eukaryota; Metazoa; Arthropoda; Insecta; Lepidoptera; Nymphalidae. The coding region runs from base 81 to 3917 and encodes 1278 amino acids. Gene Ontology annotation, biological process: DNA repair.